AUGUCUGUGUCGUCUAGAAGCGGAUCACCGCCAGGUCCUGAAAGUGAUCUGGAUGCUUCAGAUUCCAGUUCUCACGUCAAAGUCUCUUACGAUGGGUCGAGGAAGCGCAGAAGAUUGUCUCCAUCUUUAGAGAAUCAUGUCCAUCCGCAGUCAUCGCUACCCACUUCAAGUCUUUCCCGUAUAAGAGCCAAGAAGACUGGUCUGCUGCUUAAGGACUCUGGCGAGCCCGAUUCGGUUCAAGCGGCGGUACAGGGCAAGAGCAGUACGAGUUUUGCGACCUUGGGCGUGCAUCCAUGGCUUGUAGCCUCCCUUUCGGCCCUCAGGAUCAAGCAUCCUACGGGAAUACAAAAGGCUGCCAUCCCUCAGAUUAUGCAGGGCAGAGACUGUAUCGGUGGCAGCCGUACGGGGUCCGGAAAGACUGUAGCAUUCGCAGUCCCGAUCCUGCAGGCAUGGGCUGAAGAUCCGAGGGGCAUCUUUGCUGUGAUCCUGACGCCAACAAGGGAACUCGCUUUGCAGAUUCAUGAACAGUUUAAAGCAAUCUCAGCACCGCAGUCGUUGAAGUCUAUACUCAUCACAGGGGGCGGAGACAUGCGCGCUCAGGCUAUUGCCCUUUCACAGCGUCCUCACGUGGUCAUCGCCACCCCCGGCCGGCUGGCUGAUCACAUCAACACCUCAGGCGAGGAUACGAUAUGUGGCCUUCGUCGGACUCGCUUCGUAGUACUGGACGAAGCCGAUCGACUCCUUGCACCGAGCGAGAAGGGCAGUAUGUUGCCAGACCUCGAUACCUGCUUCUCGGUCCUUCCGCCCAGGACAGAACGCCAAACCUGUCUCUUCACAGCAACAAUGACGGAUCAAGUCCUCGCAUUGAAAGACCAACCCACUCCACCUGGGCGACCUCCAGUUUUCGUUUGCGAAGUCGACACCGAAGUCCUAGCUAUACCUCCGACCCUGCAGCAAAAGUACCUCCAGGCGCCUGUCACGCAGCGAGAAUCCUUCCUGCACGUCCUCCUGCUAACACCAGCCAACCUCUCCAAAUCCAUCAUCAUCUUCUGCAACCGUACGAGCACCGCCACGCUCCUCGAGUACAUGCUCCGACUGCUCGAACACAGAGUCACAGCGCUACACUCCAAGCUCCCCCAGCGGGACCGAAUAGCCAACCUCGCCCGUUUCCGCGCCAAGGCAGCACGCAUACUCGUCGCCACAGACGUCGCGGCCCGAGGUCUCGAUAUCCCGGAGGUAGAGCUAGUGAUCAACUACGACGUCCCACGUGACCCGGACGACUACAUUCACCGGGUUGGCCGAACGGCGCGAGCAGGCAGGAAGGGCGAGAGCGUCACCUUUGUUGGGCAGAGGGAUGUUGAGCUGGUGUUGGCGAUUGAGGAACGCGUGGGGAAGAAGAUGGCGGAGUAUGAGGAGCCGGACGUCAACCUUGAGACUAGGGUUAUCAGAGAUGGGCUGAAGGUUGUAGGCGAGAAGAAGAGGGAGGCGCUGCUGCAGAUCGAGGAGGGGAGGGAUGUUGUUGGAAAUAGGAAGAAGGGCAUGGUCAAGAGGGCGAAGCGUUGA
Coniosporium apollinis CBS 100218 is the source of this 1563-nucleotide messenger RNA. RefSeq names its product ATP-dependent RNA helicase DBP8. The transcript has 2 exons. Gene Ontology annotation, molecular function: RNA helicase activity; nucleic acid binding; ATP binding. Bases 1 to 1563 code for a protein of 520 amino acids. Lineage: Eukaryota; Fungi; Ascomycota; Dothideomycetes. The record is from RefSeq and is a predicted model, not a curated record.